Molecule: messenger RNA, 957 nt
Organism: Knipowitschia caucasica
Lineage: Eukaryota; Metazoa; Chordata; Actinopteri; Gobiiformes; Gobiidae
Source: the annotation of a GenBank genome assembly
AUGUCGUGCUCCGGUGUCUCCAGCCCGAGACAGAGCUUCGUGAGUCCGAUGGUUCCGUUCUCUGGGACAAUCCUCGGAGGACUGGCCCCUGGUGAGAUGCUCCUGAUCCAGGGAAGUGUCCCUACCGACGUGGACCGGUUCCAGGUGGACCUGACGUGUGGCAGCAGUGUUUCUCCCAGGGCAGACGUGGCCUUCCAUCUGAAUCCUCGAGUGAAGAAGAAGUGUGUGGUGUGUAACUCUCUGGUGCAGGAGCGCUGGGGCCGAGAGGAAAUCCACAAGGUCAUGCCUCUGAGACCAGGAGAGGCCUUCGAGAUGCUCAUCCUGGUCCUCAGCCACCAGUACAAGGUGGCGGUGAAUGGAGCUCACCUGGUAGAGUACAAACACCGUGUGGAUCUGAGGAGAGUGGACACUCUGCUGAUCCAGGGGAAAGUCCACAUUCAGACCAUCGCAGUACUGCCCAGCCAGACGGCGGUUCUGCGUCCAGAGCCUCAGAGCAGAUCUCCAAACACUGCUCCAGCUCUGUGCUCAAAGGGAGAUCUGAUGGUUCCGUUCAGAGCUGACAUCGACAAAGGCCUGAGUCCUGGACGCAGCAUCACAAUCAGAGGACGGACCACCCCCAAUGCACAGAGCCUGUGCCUGAACCUGGAGGUUGGAGGAACCUCAAACAUUGCGCUGCACCUGAACCCUCGCCUGAAGGAGCAGACGUUUUCGAGGAACUCGUUUCUGUUCAACUGUUGGGGACCAGAAGAGACCGAGAUCCAGGACUUCCCCCUCGGUCCAGACCAGUAUUUUGAGAUGAUAGUCCAGGUGGACCUGGGUCAGUUCCGUGUGGCCCUGAAUGGUUCUCAUCAGUUCAGUUACAAACACAGAGUCCAGGACUUGAGCUGCAUCAAUGCUCUGCAGGUCAGCGGCGACCUGAGGCUGGAGGAGAAACUAGAACAUUCCUUUAUCAUGUGA